GACAACGUAUCUCUCCAUGUUGACAUAAAAGUUUUGUAGGUCGACUUGGCGGGAUAACGCAAUUUAGACAUACAAGUAUAAGUCGACUUGGCGGGAUAACGCAAUUUGUAGACAUACAAGUAUAAGUCGACUUGGCGGGAUAACGCAAUGUAGAUAUACAAAUAAGUCGACUUGGCGGGAGAACGCAAUGUAGACAUACAACUAUUUAUAAGUCGACUUAGCGGGAAAACGCAAUUGUAUACAGAUCUGCCAACUUUCCAUUUAUUGAGAAUAACAGUCGGACAAUGAUUCAUAUCAAUAAAUUGAAAUCAUGUUCAUGUAAUUGGAAUUAAAACUAAUCACAUUAAUGCAAAUGAUAGAUCGGUAUUUAUAUCAUUUACCCAUUGCCCUCCACUGAGAACACUUUGAAAGUGUCCCCGAAUGAAUGAAAUGAUGUAUAAUUAUGUUCAUGCCUUGUGUUGUCCUAUACAUUCUUCUGACACCCGGUUCUGACAGCAGGGGAUGUGAUGGUUCUAAGCUGAUUCAGUCAAUCAAUAUGAUGAGACCUUAUGAUAUUUACGUUUAUCAUUCAAAACACAAACUUAUUUACUUUUAAAGGAAUUCGUAGAGAUACAUGUAUACGCUCAAGCGUACACCCUGUGAGAAGUUGUUAUUGUGGCAGAAUCGCGUGUAUAAUUAUGAACCACUGAACUGUCUGUACCACUAGAAGUGGUAUGUAGGCUAUAGUUCAGUGGUAUGAACAGGACAACUAAUACACGCGUCAUCACAAUGUCGAAAAAGGGUUUACUGGAACGGCUCGAGGAAGGCCCGAUCGUCGGGGAUGGUAGUUUUGUGAUUACCUUGGAGAGGCGUGGCUAUGUCAUGGCCGGUAAUUGGACGCCAGAGGCUUGUAUAGAAUAUCCCGAAGCAGUAAAGCAACUUCACCGUGAAUUCCUUCGGGCAGGCGCUGACGUCAUGCAAACGUUCACAUUCUAUGCUUCUGAGGACGCAAUGGGGAUAAAGGCUGACGAAAAACCAGAUUCAUCCAAUGGGACCACUUCCGAUUGGGAAAGGAUCAACUAUGUAGCGUGCGACCUUGCCCGUGAAGUUGCCGACGAAGGUGGCGCCCUGGUAGCCGGUAGUUUGUCACCUAUCACGUCUUACAAGGAGAAAACUGCGGGCAAAGAAUUCGUCCAGAAUGAAUUCAAGAAACAGUGUGAUAUAUUUGUGGAGAAGGGAGUAGACUUCAUGCUCGGUGAGUUUUUCGCUGAAGCUGAAGAAGCAGAAUGGGCCAUAGAGGUGAUGGCUAAAACCGGUCUUCCUGUAGCAUGCAUGAUGAGGAUAGGCAAAAUGGGAGACGAGAGCGGGGUCCAACCAGGCGAUGCUGCAGUCAGAAUGGCAAAAGCAGGUGCUAAUGUGGUUGGUGUGAACUGUUGCUACGAUCCUGACACGGCCUUGAAGACAAUUGAAUUGAUGAAAGAAGCACUGAAUGAAGCAGGCUUAGAGAACGUUUAUCUUAUGAUGCAACCUGUAGGGUACCACGCCCAAGAGAUUGCUGAUGACCCUAGAGGAUACUUCGCGCUUCCAGAAUUCCCUUUUGCCAUGGAGCCGCGCGCUCUCACAAGAAUAGAUGUCCAUAAAUUUGCCCGUAAGGCCUAUGAUCUGGGCGUGCGAUACAUAGGAGGAUGCUGUGGGUUCGAACCCUAUCACAUAAGGGCAAUAGCGGAAGAGCUGAGUACAGAGCGUGCUCGUAGACCUCCGGGGAAAGAUAAACACGAAGGAUAUCGUUCACUCAGACGAAGCUCCUUCCAAAGUCAAAGAGAGAGAGCCAAUCCACAAUAUUGGAACAGUUUGGUUCCCGCUGCCGGACGGGCAAAUAUUCAUAAGCUAGCAGAGGAACAAGCAGAGAGUCCAGCAGAAUAACGUUUAUGCUGUCUAGGCUCAAACAUGUCAUAAUAUCUACAUUAUUUUUUAUUUCUAUCCUUUAAACUAUUAAUCCUGCCGACGUUAUAAAUAUAGCGCACAAUUUAUAUGGCUAUUUCUUCUCUCAAAAGUUCAAAUGUAAAUAUGUAUAUAAAGUGGUGCUCAAAAGUUAGAGAACACCACAAGAAAAUUAACAUAUGUAAAGAGUUCAAGUUCUUCCAUGUUUUAGAUAUUUAAUUGUGAAGUCAAGUAAUAAAAUGUUACUCUCAAGAAAGUUUGUUUCUCUGCGGUCGCCGAAGAUUGUAGUGUUGUUGUCUACAUUCAACACUCAGCAUGAAGGAGUUCAUUUUGUGGUAGGGUUCACUAACUUAUGAGCACGUCUUUCCUUGCCCAUAUUAAGAAUUUAUUAUUUUGAUGAAGAUCGAAAGAUUGUUAACGUUUUGGUUUCGCCCCCUUUAAAACUUUGUGCUGAGUAUAACAUGCUAAUUUAAAAUUGUAUUAUAGCUUUUUGCUUAUACAGUAAUGGUAUUACCAUAAAUUGUUAUCCGUGGAUACAUUCUGCAUUGAAAUAUCGUACAUUAUUGGAUUACUUGUAAUCAGGAAUAAGUAUUUUAUUUCUUAUCUUAGUGUUGGGGCAGACCCUCGUGAAUCCUAUAGUUUAAAAAGUAUUGACCUUAUUUAAUAUCUCGGCGUAUAUCAGUGCCUUGCUGUCACUUCAGUUAUGUUCAGAUAUUAGUAUGAAUAUGGGCUCUCUUUUCAUAUUAAAUAUACCAACAUCAUCAAGAAAAGGGAAUGUGAAUAGGUUUGGUUAUGUUUAUAUGCGAUAAACCAACCUCGCCCUUUUCAUAAUGUUGUAAACUGCAUGCGAUAAAAAUGAAUAAAAGCAGUUCAGUUGCAUCUUUUUUCUGCCGCCCAAGCAGAAAAUUAACGUCUUAUUUUUCAAAAUCUUAUUUUUCAAAAUUUUGACAAACAUAAUACCAAUUUGGGAAAACAAUCAAUUUCAUUUUCUGGUCCUACUUUAUGGAAUCAUCUGCCAAGUAAUAUUAGAAUCACCCCCAGUCGCGAGAUAUUUAGCAAAUCGUUAAAAGUAAUGCUACUGGAAGAUAAAUACUGCCUGAAAACAAAUAAUUCUAUAUAAAUAUUUUGUGAAUAAUUAAGAUAUUUUUCUUGUAAAUAGUGUAAAUAUGUUCACUAAAAAUGAUCGCAAUUUUCUGCAACAGUAAUAAGUAGAAUUAGUACUGAAUUUGAUGUACAAUAUUGAGAUUUAGUUAAAAUUCUUGUUUAAACUAUGAUAAUGACAUUACUUGGGACUAACCUCGAUUAGCAUCUUGCUAUUAUGUUAGCUCCAAUUACCAAAUUUUUUGUUUAUAUGUGAUUUACUAUUCCAUGUAAUUGUACCUGACUGUGAUAUUUGGUAAUAAAUUAAAUUAAAAAAUAAUUAUGUUCAGUGCGAGUCAGGGGCGGUCUUGCGAGUAGUGGGGGCUGGGGCAGCAUGUACCCUUCCUUUGAUUUUCAAGUAACGAUGAAACAAAGUAAGGAGAUGAAACAUGAAAAAGAAAUCUCUGAAAGUGAAAGAAAUGAAGAACGCGCGUUGAAAGGGAAUUAUUCUCUCCAAUAUUGUUACAAUAUCCCAUUAUAUAUGUAUUAAACCUUCCCCUAAAAACUUGGAAAUUUGAAUUUUUUGUGCAAUUGUAGCCGAAGUGUGAUAGUUAAGUUUGUAAAUACUGCAGAAACGUACAUAGUCGUUUGGGAUGACAUUAGGCCUACGUUGAUUUGGAAUGGCUCGAUCACACUUUAUGGUGUUUAUGUAUAUUUGUUCUUCUAUUAACAAUUUUGUUUUUAUUUACAUGGAAAAUGUGAUCAUCUGAAAUUCAUUGCACAUGAAAAAAAGGGAGUUGAUUGUCGAAUUGAUUGUUGAACUGAUCGUUGAUUGUCGAAUUUACAGAUAAAAACGGGUGCUUGAUGAUUAAUUCCUGCAUUUAUUAUCAUGAAAUGAUUCAUUUUUUUAAUUAUAUCUAUUAUCUCGAAAAUAAGUGUUUAUGAUGUAAACGCAGCAAUAUUAAAAUACGUCUUUAAUGCA
This is a messenger RNA of Lytechinus pictus (painted urchin), 3982 nucleotides long. RefSeq names its product betaine--homocysteine S-methyltransferase 1-like. The record is from RefSeq and is a predicted model, not a curated record. Gene Ontology annotation, molecular function: zinc ion binding; betaine-homocysteine S-methyltransferase activity. NCBI's taxonomy places the organism in Eukaryota, Metazoa, Echinodermata, Echinoidea, Temnopleuroida, Toxopneustidae. The coding region runs from base 736 to 1902 and encodes 388 amino acids. The transcript is spliced from 10 exons.